AUGAUCAGACUCAGACCUGCUUUUGCAUUAUUGCCUCUCUUUCUUCUCUUGAUUGUAGGUAUUGUCGAAUCAAGAAAGGAUCUAGGAGAAUAUUGGAAGCUAGUAAUGAAACAACAAGAUAUGCCUGAAGUAAUUCAAGGACUCCUUGACGAAAAUACUAAAAAGAAUUUUAAGACUCUGAAGCAUUCAUUUGACGAUAGGGAAAAGAAGAAAGUUGUCAAAGAUUUUGAACCAAUACCUAAUAUUUCAGCAUAUGGAGAAAAUGACAUUGAUGUUAAGAAAAAGAAGAGAGCCAUAAAAGAUUUCGAACCAAGACCUAACAUUUCAGCUUAUGGAAAAAACGACAUUGAUGUUAAGCAAAAAAAGGGUGUCAAUGAAGAUUUCGAACCUAGACCAAAUAUUUCAGCUUAUGGAAGAAAAAACAUUGACGUUAAGGAAAAGAAUAGAGCCAUUGAUGAUUUUGAACCAAGACCUAACAUUUCAGCAUAUGGAGAAAAUGACAUUGAUGUUAAGGAAAAGAAGGGAGAAAUUGAAGAUUUCGAACCAAGACCAAAUAUUUCAGCUUAUGGAGGAAACGACAUUGACGUUAAGGAAAAGAAGGGAGCUAUUGAAGAUUUUGAACCAAGACCUAACAUUUCAGCAUAUGGAGAAAAUGACAUUGAUGUUAAGGAAAAGAAGGGAGAAAUUGAAGAUUUCGAACCAAGACCAAAUAUUUCAGCUUAUGGAGGAAACAACAUUGACGUUAAGGAAAAGAAUGGAGCCAUUGAAGAUUUUGAACCAAGACCUAACAUUUCAGCAUAUGGAGAAAAUGACAUUGAUGUUAAGGGAAAAAAGGGAGAAAUUGAAGUUUUCGAACCAAGACCAAAUAUUUCAGCUUAUGGAGGAAUCAACAUUGACGUUAAGGAAAAGAAGAGAGUCAUUGACGAUUUUGAACCAAGACCUAACAUUUCAGCAUAUGGAAAAAAUGACAUUGAAGUUAAGGAAAAGAAGGGAGAAAUUGAAGAUUUCGAGCCAAGACCUAACAUUUCAGCUUAUGGAAAUAAUGAAAUUGAUGGUGAAAUCAAAGGAUUUUGA
Lathyrus sativus (Indian pea) is the source of this 1074-nucleotide messenger RNA. Lineage: Eukaryota; Viridiplantae; Streptophyta; Magnoliopsida; Fabales; Fabaceae. The record is from the annotation of a GenBank genome assembly.